UGUCGAGUAGCGAGCGCACUGAGCGCAGGCUUCAAAUUAUUUAUCAAACGUUUUUCCAUUUCAAAUUUUCGAAUAUUUACAUCGAAAUAAAAAGAAAAAGUUUUUCCAUUUAUCGGCGUUUACUAGUCGUUCAUUAUUCAUUACUUUGACGGUUGUCCACCAAUAAAACAAUGAAAACUGUUACAGAAAAUAAUCGAAACAUUUCGGACAAGAUGUCAAUCAAAAAAGGUACCAGAAAAUUCUUGCAAACAUUGCAGCCGUCUGGUGGCGACAAAGAAAAUUUGGUUGGGACAGGCAGAUUUCAUGAAAACAAUCCUGAUCCAAAAAUAUUGAAGCCACAACUUAAGACUGAAGUAGAAGUUAAAUCGAAGGAAAAACAGUCUAUAAUUGAAAAAAUAAAUCCAUCCCUCUAUAAAAAGUUAAUUAUUGAAGAUCUCACUAGCACUGCUGGUCCUAGUGAAAAAUAUUGGGAAGUUAUUGCAGAACGGCGCAGAAAGGCUUUGGAAGAAGUUCUUGACCAAAAUCGUAAAUUACAUUCCGUAAUUAUGGCAUUGGAAGAAGAGAAUGCAUCUUGCAAAAAAUUACUUGAGCAAACAACUGAUCUCGUUAACACAUUAAAGGAAGUAUUAAAUGAAGAUGAUAAACAAGCUGAGGAUGAUGAUGAUGUAAAUUUGUUAGUCGACUCAAAGCAAUCAAACAGCAACAAUGAUUUUUCCUGCAGUGAAUCUGAUUAAAUUCUUUUUAUAUUUAACAAAUCAUUCAUUUUUACCUGUUAUUUAACUGAUUUUUUUUUUUUUUGUUCCU
This is a messenger RNA of Melanaphis sacchari, 804 nucleotides long. RefSeq names its product geminin-like. The record is from RefSeq and is a predicted model, not a curated record. The transcript has 5 exons. Lineage: Eukaryota; Metazoa; Arthropoda; Insecta; Hemiptera; Aphididae. Gene Ontology annotation, biological process: regulation of DNA replication. The coding region runs from base 171 to 734 and encodes 187 amino acids.